Molecule: messenger RNA, 411 nt
Organism: Gossypium arboreum
Lineage: Eukaryota; Viridiplantae; Streptophyta; Magnoliopsida; Malvales; Malvaceae
Exons: 2
Coding region: 1-411 (136 amino acids)
Source: RefSeq, a predicted model, not a curated record
AUGGCUGCAAACAAUACACUCUCAUUGCGAUUAGUCUUUGAGAAGGACAAAUUGAAUGGUUUGAACUUUCUUGACUGGUUAUGUGACUUGAGGAUUGUCCUCAAACAAGAACAAAAAUUAUAUGUCAUUGAACAACAACUUCCUAUUAAACCAUCCGGUAAUGCCUUGGGAGCUGAUAGAGAUGCUCACAAGAACCGUCUAGAUGACAUGGUAGACGUUGGAUGUCUUAUGCUUGCCACUAUGAAUCCUGAGCUUCAGAAGCAACAUGAGGACAUGGUUGCUUAUGAUAUGAUCAAGCACCUGAAAGAACUUUAUCAAGGGCAAGCACGCCUGUCUAAGCUUGGGUUUCCAUUAGGCCAAGAGUUGGCCACUGAUGUUAUUCUGCAAUCGUUUCCGGAUAGCUACAACUAG